This is a messenger RNA of Drosophila navojoa, 2212 nucleotides long. RefSeq names its product 1,4-alpha-glucan-branching enzyme (gene AGBE). Gene Ontology annotation, biological process: glycogen biosynthetic process. Gene Ontology annotation, molecular function: 1,4-alpha-glucan branching enzyme activity; cation binding; hydrolase activity, hydrolyzing O-glycosyl compounds. NCBI's taxonomy places the organism in Eukaryota, Metazoa, Arthropoda, Insecta, Diptera, Drosophilidae. The record is from RefSeq and is a predicted model, not a curated record. Gene Ontology annotation, cellular component: cytoplasm.
CUCAAUUUGCAGGCAGCGCCGGUGGGUGCGUCAGUUCUUUUCAUUUCGCUGUUAUUUUUGUGUAUUUGAAUUUGUAAGCGGUUUGCAAGAUGAGUGAUCCAAUGAAAGUGGAGGUUAAGGAUAUUGACAAGCUGCUCGAAAUGGAUGGCUAUCUGAAGCCGUUCGAGCGUGAGAUUCGUCGCCGACAUGGCGUACUGAAGGAUUGGAUUGCGAAGAUUGAUCAAUGCGAGGGCGGCUUGGAAGAGUUCUCGCAGGGCUACAAGUACUACGGUCUACACUUUCAGCCGGAUAAUUCAGUGAUUGCACGCGAGUGGGCGCCGGGAGCAAGAGAUGUGUAUCUUACUGGCGAUUUUAACAAUUGGCACUGGGAAUCGCAUCCGUACAAGAAACUGCCCUUUGGAAAGUGGGAGCUUCAUUUGCCCGCCAACCCAGAUGGCAGUGCGCCAAUUAAGCAUCUCAGCGAGAUAAAAGUCAUCGUACGCAAUCAGCACGGUCAGCUAUUAGAUCGUCUCUCGCCCUGGGCCAAGUAUGUGGUACAGCCUCCCAAGAGCGCCAAUCAGGGAGUCAACUACAAACAGUAUGUGUGGCAGCCGCCAGAAGAAGAGCGCUAUCAACGACAGAACGCGCGACCGCCAAAGCCCAAGUCCCUGAGGAUCUACGAGUGCCAUGUGGGCAUAGCCUCGCAGGAGCCUCGAGUGGGUAGCUACGAUGAGUUCGCGGAUCGCAUUGUGCCGCGCAUCAAGCGACAAGGCUACAAUUGCAUCCAGGUGAUGGCCAUCAUGGAGCAUGCCUACUAUGCCAGCUUUGGCUAUCAGGUGACCAGUUUCUAUGCGGCUUCCAGUCGAUAUGGCAAUCCAGAGCAACUGAAGCGCAUGAUUGAUGUGGCCCAUGCCCAGGGUCUCUAUGUGCUACUCGAUGUGGUACACUCCCAUGCGUCCAAGAACGUGCAGGAUGGCCUAAAUCAAUUCGAUGGCACCAACAGCUGCUUCUUCCACGACGGCGCACGCGGUGAGCACGCCCUUUGGGAUAGCCGUCUGUUUAACUACACGGAACACGAAGUGCUGCGCUUCUUGCUGUCCAACUUGCGUUGGUGGCAUGAUGAGUACAAUUUCGAUGGGUAUCGCUUUGAUGGCGUUACCUCCAUGUUGUAUCACUCGCGCGGCAUCGGCGAAGGCUUUAGUGGCGACUACAACGAAUACUUUGGCCUCAACGUGGAUACAGAUGCACUCAACUAUCUGGGUCUCGCCAACUACAUGCUGCACAAGCUGGAUCCAGAGGUCAUAACCAUAGCUGAGGACGUUUCUGGCAUGCCGACACUGUGUCGCCCCGUGUCGGAGGGCGGUAUUGGAUUUGACUAUCGCCUGGGCAUGGCCAUUCCAGACAAGUGGAUCGAGCUGCUGAAGGAACAAACCGACGAUCAGUGGGACAUUGGCAACAUUGUGCACACGCUGACCAACCGACGCUGGAUGGAGAACACGGUGGCCUAUGCCGAGUCCCACGACCAGGCGCUUGUCGGCGACAAGACCAUCGCCUUCUGGCUGAUGGACAAGGAAAUGUACACGCAUAUGUCCACAAUAUCCGAACCGUCGAUAAUCAUUGAUCGUGGACUGGCACUGCAUAAGAUGAUUCGUCUCAUCACGCAUGCCUUGGGCGGCGAGGCAUAUCUCAAUUUCAUGGGCAACGAGUUCGGGCAUCCCGAGUGGCUCGACUUUCCGCGCGUGGGCAACAAUGACUCGUACCACUAUGCGCGUCGCCAAUGGAAUUUGGUGGAUGACAAUCUGCUAAAGUACAAAUACCUAAACGAAUUUGACCGUGCCAUGAAUGAGUUGGAGGAACGCUAUGGCUGGCUGCACUCGGGCCCCGCCUAUGUGAGCUGGAAACACCAGAGCGACAAGACAAUCCACUUUGAGCGCGCUGGUCUCGUGUUUGUGUUCAACUUCCAUCCCACUAAGAGCUUCAGUGAUUAUCGCGUGGGCACCAACUGGGCUGGCACCUAUCAGGCUGUGCUCUCCUCCGACGAUCCCCUCUUUGGCGGCCACAAUCGUAUCGACAUGAAUUGCAAGCAUCAAUCGGAUCCCUGGGGUCAUGCCGGUCGCUCAAACUUCAUUCAAGUCUACACGCCCUGUCGCACCGCCGUCGUUUAUGCCCGAAUUAGCGAUUAGAUGAGUUUGUUGGCUUACUUUGUUGAUAUGUAAUUAUAUAUACAUACAUA